Anneissia japonica is the source of this 3712-nucleotide messenger RNA. Its product is annotated as calcium-independent phospholipase A2-gamma-like. The transcript is spliced from 9 exons. NCBI's taxonomy places the organism in Eukaryota, Metazoa, Echinodermata, Crinoidea, Comatulida, Comatulidae. Gene Ontology annotation, cellular component: membrane. Bases 130 to 2664 code for a protein of 844 amino acids. The record is from RefSeq and is a predicted model, not a curated record. Gene Ontology annotation, biological process: arachidonate metabolic process.
AAAAUUAAAAACAAGAUCAUACGAUACGACGACAACGAUGAACUUCUUGGGAAAAAUAAAUGAACAGACCUGAACGGCUGAUCAAGAACAAAAUCGCCUGUCCGUUAUAAUUAUUGGUAUAUUUAAUAAAUGAUGACAAUGGCAGUGAAUCACCAGCAUGGCAUGUUAUUGUCAUUUAAGACAAGGUUGUUCUACAGAAGUGUUGAAAAUAGAAUCUCAAGACCAAAAAUGUACAGCAAUAGACAGUUUACAGUCAGAAAACAUUUUAGGAGGAUACAAGUAAUACAGGGAUCACCUGGGAAAAGUAAAUUCAAUAUUUACAGUAUCUGUGAUACUAAUGUACAACAUCUACAAUCAAUCAGUCUGAAUUCAAUUCCAAAGAGAGGUAGCUCUUCAAAUCAUGGAGGAAAACACAGUGAGAAUAAUUCAUUAAAAACAAAUGAUGUUUUUCGGUUGUCUCGAAAUGGAACUGUUGAAGUUCUGAACAAAAUAAACACUGGAAUUGAGCAGCGAUACUCGGAGAUGAAGCAAAAGUCAAAUGCGAUGAUGAACUCUAUUAAAGAGACAGUCAGUAAAUCCACUGUUAGUUUUCGUCCGGCUACAAUAUUUCAGUCGAAACCAGAUGGGAAUUAUGCUGACAAGAGAGGGCAGUGUAAACCAGAGGAAGCAGAUGCUCAUCAUAAGGAACUGACUUCAAACGAAACUGAUUUCAAAUCUGAACAUUUCAACUCAAUUGUCUCGUCUGAAGACUCAUCAACACAUUUAAUAGAAGAAAAUAAUCCACUUGAGAAUAAUAAUACAGCUAGUUAUAAUAACAUUGGCAUACAGGAUAAUAUGUCAAAUUCAGAAGAAGAUAAUGUAAUUGUCAAUGAAAAGACUGUAGACAAUGUAAACACGCAGAAGAUGAGAAAGAUGAUGUCUCUACCUUCACUCAGUGAUCUUAAAUCAACAUCCUCGUAUAAAAAUGCUACCUCAUUUACUGAAAAUACUUUGAAAAAAGCUGCAAGCAAGACCGACAGCAUGACGCUGGAUUUGCAAGAAACUUUCACCAGUAUUAAGGAUAAGAUCUCAAGUAUUCCGAAGAUUGACCAGUUGUCAACCCUCCAGAGAUUAAAAGGAGGAAACAAGAAAAAAACGAAAUCUGCGUUUGAGCGUAACAUGGACCUUCCAUCGCCACAGGGGGAGAUAUACACAUUAGAGGACACGCUGUUGAAAAUGGGUGAGAUGGCAGGUUCUGCUGUUAAUGUUGUUAGCACUUCAAAUAGGACAGCCAAUUCAACUGAGAAAGGUACUGCAUCGAAGAUGAAGAAACACCUUGAGCAGACAGCGAGAACAGUGAAACAACUAGAAAACACUGAACAAAAAAACCAGAACAUACUAAAAUCACAGACGAUCUCAAAAGCAAGCAUAGACAAUCGCACCAAGGCACUUGCAAUGGGUGUUCGCUUGGCUGAAACAACCGCUAUGAAAUUGUUGAGAGUGGAACGACUUGCUGAACACGUUUUACAGUACCCAGAUUCACGUGGAAUUGCAGUUAAAGAAAAAGUAAUACCUUCAUUAUUAAAGAUGCAAAAAACUUGGGACAAGGCACUUGCAGAGCACGUGCACAUGUGCUUAGUGUUGUUAGGCUAUGUGGCACCAGUCAAGGCUCGAGGUCUUCGAGUUCUGAGUAUCGACGGAGGCGGUGCACGAGGAGUAAUUCCAAUUGUGGUUUUACGUGAGUUUGAACGUCGCACAAAUUGCAGGAUCCGGGACAUGUUUGACUAUGUCAUGGGUGUCAGCUCGGGUGGUGUGCUAGCGUUCUUGCUGACCUUUGGCAAGUCAACCUUGGCUGAAUGUUCGGAGAUCUAUAAACAACAAUCGCUGGAAGUUUUUAAACGAAAUUCACUAAUUGGCACUGGAAAACUUUUCCUCAACCAUGCAUUUUAUGACACAGAAGGUUGGACUAAAAUUCUAAAAACGUAUCCAAUGGCCUCGGAGAGAAUGAUAGAAUUUGGUAAAGAUCCAACGUGUCCCAAGGUUGCAACUGUAGCAACGUUGAUAAACCAAGGUGCUCUAAAAGAUUACCUCUUCCGUAAUUACAACCUGCCGGCUGGUGUGACAUCCCGGUACAUGGGAAGCUCGUCUUACCCCUGCUGGCAAGCUCUCAGGGCCUCGUCGGCAGCCCCUGGUUACUUUGAGGAGCACAAACUUGACGAUUACAUUUUCCAGGAUGGUGGUGUCCUGACAAACAAUCCUAGUGCUCUGGCAAUACAUGAAUGCAAGCUUCUUUGGCCGAAUACACCGAUACAGUGUGUGAUCUCGCUUGGCACAGGAAGAUGGGAUCCACAAGGGGCAGAGGCUAACCAAGGUUUCAGCACACUGAAGGAAAAAUUAGUCAAGAUAAUGUUGAGUGCAACUGACACACAAUCUGUCCACACAAUCAUGAAUGAUCUUUUACCUCCGAAAACCUACUACCGUUUUAACCCCUUUCUUUCGGAGGACUUCGACCUGGAUGAAAACCGGCCAGAGAAGUUAGCCACGAUGGAGAACGACAUUCACUCGUAUUUAGAACAAAAUGAACAGAAAAUUACUGAUGCAGUAAAUGCUCUGAUGCUGAAGAAAACAUCACUGCAGAAGGUUGGCGACUGGAUAAACCAUCAGAAGGAUCUAUACCACACUUAAAUGGUUCUGGUCAUCUCUUUGUUUUCUUUGUAAUAUACUUUUUUCAUAAUGCUCAUGGUUGAAGUAAUUUUAAAAACGGGUAUUGUAAAAUCUAAGAAAAAAACAAUCUAAAUUAUUUUCAUUAUUAUUAAGGAAUUUACUAUGAUUUCUUUCUCGAUUUUCAAGUGUAAUCUUACAGAAAGAUUUCAGUCGCAAUCAGUAAUCUUGUUCAACUGAUUGCAUUUGUGUACAUUAAGACUAGUAUUUUUUAGUUGAACAAAAAGACUCCAUCCAUCUAUGAAAUGGAUCUCAAAUGCGUACAGGUGUAAUUAUGAUAAAAUAUUAAUUUUUUACUCUGUUCUGAUUUGAUUACAUCAUGCUGUAGAAUGAAGGAAGAUUAGUAUAUUUUAAUUUUGGUUCAACAAGAAAGAUUUUAUCCAUAUGAUGAAAUGGAUUACUGAAUAGUUGUUUAUAAAAAAAAAAUAUUCAGUUAUUAAAGUGUUCUAAUUUAUAUAAUGUUUUAUUUACAUCAUGCUGCCUAAAUUUUUAGAACUAAUUUUACUAUUAUUAAAUAUAAAUUUAUAAUGCAAAAAAAAAUACUUAAAUUUUACUUAACUCAUUAGAAAGAUGUUUUAUAAUUUUAUUUAUUUGCAAAUUAAUAACCUGCUUUAUGUGUAUGGUGCAGCUGUAUGGUUAUGGGGCUUAGCCUAUGGAGGGCUCAUCACAUUAGUUUGUUAAAGAUAUCUAGUAGGAUUAUGGAUAAAAAUAAUCUAGUGUGACCCUGGAUUAACUUAAGGUGCUCUGUUUUCAAUGGCCAAGGAGUAUAUACAGAGCACACAAAUUCUCGUGCUACAAUUUCCAAGAACAUGUAAUAUGUAUUCGAGUCAAUAUAUUACUUUUGUGUUGAAGUACAAGAGGCUCUUUUCAGAAACAUUAUAUAAUUAAUGUGCAAUUUUACCUACAAAAAGUGGUGUUUAUUAUAUUAUGAAAUAUAAGACUAUAUAAAAGUGAACAUUUUUAAAAAUAUGCCUCAUGAUUAUGAUUAAACAUACCAUCAGCUGUGUUCAAA